CUAUUUUCUCGCUCUGGCCCUGACGCGAGGUGAACCAUAGAGACGCGCCGUCGGAGACUUAGAGCGGCAGCCCCGCUCGGGAGACUCUGAUUGGCUCCCCGGCGCCGGUUGACGGGUGGAGCCAAGAUGGCGGUGCCUGAGGUGCAGCAGCUCCAAAAUCGCCUCGACGCCUUGGAAGAGCGGAUGUUCGGGGCUCCUGCGGGGGCCGCGUCCGCGGGGGGACCUCGGAAAAUAACAGACGGCUUGGGCAAAGUUCAAGGCGCUUUGGGAAACAUUGCAAGCAAGAGAGAGAGAGUUAAAAUUCUGUUCAAAAAAAUUGAAGACAUCCUGAAGUACCUGGAUCCCCAGUACAUUGACCGAAUGGCCAUGCCAGAUGCCAUGAAACUGCAGUUCAUAUUGGCAGAGAAACAGUCCAUCAUGGCGCAGGGAGCACUUCUGGAGCAGGUGAAGAGCCUACAGCCUUACUUGGACAGUGCACACAUCAAAGCUUCUUCUGACCACGCCACCAAGCUCCAGCGGCUUUCACAAAUACACCUUCAGCAGCAGGAUCAGUGCGAAGCCGUGACCGAGAACAUCCGGUUACUUCUGGAAGAUUACAACAAAAUGACUCUCCUCCUUUCCAAACAGUUUAUCCAGUGGGAUGAGAUGCUGAGCCAGCUGGAAGCCGCAAAGCAGGUGAAGCCCACACCUGAGUGAAGGCCAGGCUUCGGAGGCCUUCCGUUGAGCUCCAGGUGGAUCUCCUGCUUCAGAUGCCAGAUCUCCACGUUAACAGCUCUUGCUCUCCCGAGCUUCAUCCAGUAUCUGUGGCGCCCAGGGAUAUCCAAUCUUUAGGACUUGCAGACUUCAACUCCCUGUGGUGGCUGGGGAACUCUGGGAGUUGAAGUCCACAAGUCUUAAAAGUUGCCAAGAUUGGACACCCCUGAUUGCAUCAAUCUGGAAGCUACGUCCUAACCUGAUGGGGCUAAAUUAUAUCAUCUUUAGGAUUCAAGUUUAAUUUAUUUUCAGUCUUCAUUCAGCCAAUUCAUGGGGAAAGAACGCAUGACUUGUCAAAAUACCUCUUACUGUGGGCCAUAAUAAAAUCCUCACGAAUCCUCUG
Molecule: messenger RNA, 1096 nt
Organism: Thamnophis elegans (Western terrestrial garter snake)
Lineage: Eukaryota; Metazoa; Chordata; Lepidosauria; Squamata; Natricidae
Gene: DCTN3
Product: dynactin subunit 3
Exons: 7
Coding region: 127-696 (189 amino acids)
Biological process (GO): cytoskeleton-dependent cytokinesis
Cellular component (GO): dynactin complex
Source: RefSeq, a predicted model, not a curated record